Messenger RNA from Physeter macrocephalus (sperm whale), 4600 nucleotides. RefSeq names its product GRIP and coiled-coil domain-containing protein 2-like. The record is from RefSeq and is a predicted model, not a curated record. Lineage: Eukaryota; Metazoa; Chordata; Mammalia; Artiodactyla; Physeteridae. Gene Ontology annotation, biological process: late endosome to Golgi transport. The transcript is spliced from 6 exons. Bases 10 to 999 code for a protein of 329 amino acids. Gene Ontology annotation, cellular component: Golgi apparatus.
CAUCUGGAAAUGCUGAUUGACCAACUAAAGAUCAAAUUACAAGACACCCAAAAUAACUUACAGAUCAACGUCUCUGAACUGCAGACCUUGCAGUCUGAACACGACGCCCUGCUAGAAAGGCACAACAGGAUGCUGCAGGAGACCGUGUCCAAGGAGACCGGGCUCCGAGAGAAGCUGUGCGCCGUGCAGUCGGAGAACUCCGCGAUGAAGUCUGAGCAUGCACAGACCGUGAGUCAGCUCUCGGCCCAGCACGAGGCCCUGCGUGGCAGCUUCCGAGACCAGGUGCUGCAACUGCAGGAGGAGCACCGGCGGACGGUGGAGACGCUGCAGCAGCAGCUGACCAGGCUGGAGGCCCAGCUCUUCCAGCUCCGGAGCGAGCCGUCCACAAGAAGCCCAGCUUCUUCCCAGCAACCUUUGAGGAGCCUUCGAGAAAGGAGAAGCACAGACCUCCCACUUCUGGAUGUGCCGGCCACGACCCGGGAGGAGGGGGAGGGGAUGGAGACCACGGACACCGAGUCCGUAUCUUCUGCCGGCAUCCACGCGCAGUCCUUAGAGCAGCUGCUCCGUCCUCCCGAAGCCAGACUCGAACCUCCUUCCUGGCACGCUGAAUUCACCAAAGAAGAAUUGGUUCAAAAGCUCAGUUCCACCACAAAAAGUGCCGACCACUUAAACGGGCUGCUUCGGGAAACAGAAGCCACCAACGCCAUCCUCAUGGAGCAGAUUAAGCUUCUGAAGAGUGAAAUAAGGCGGCUGGAGAGGAACCAGGCGCGAGAGCAGUCGGCCGCCAACCUGGAGUACCUGAAGAACGUGCUGCUGCAGUUCAUUCUCCUGAAGCCGGGAAGCGAGCGGGCGCGGCUGCUGCCCGUCGUGGACACGAUGCUGCAGCUCAGCCCCGAGGAGAAGGCCAGGCUGGCCGCCGCAGCCCAAGGUGAGGAGGAAAAUGCUUCCCGUUCCUCCGGCUGGGCGUCCUAUCUGCACAGCUGGUCUGGACUUCGAUAGACCGAUGGGAAAAGCAUUAUCUAUUAACCAAAUAGAAUCCAUUCGGCAAAAGAGGUUCACGUAUAUGGCCGUCGUUCUUUUGUCCAGAAGCGUGUGUACAUAAGUCACGUCUCCGUGUGUGCGUCCGUACGUGUGUCUGAUGGGUUGAAAAGGCUCGGCCCGCGGUGAACUCCGGCAGGUGGAGUGGGGGAGGGGCCGUGGCCCAGGGACCCUGCCCCUCCCCGCUGCCACCAGACCCAGGGCCACGCGGCCACCCCACUCCCUCCUCCGGACCCUCAGGCCACCUGCGUCGGGGCCGCACUGUGAAUUCUGAAGUUAAACUAGAUUUAGGUCCUGUACCAGCUGGGACUUAGGCUUUUAAAAUAAUGUUUGAAGACCAUUCAUCGCAAGGUCAGACCUGCAGGUAGAUUGUUAUUCGUGACAAAUUAUGAGAGAAAACUUGUGAGUUAGGGUGUGAAGGAAAAUGCUUUAUCAGUAACGCUGACGUCUUUAUGACGGGAAUGUAAAGCGAAUGUGCUGCCGUUCGUUACGAGACUAAGUGAAAAUGUGAUUCAUUUCGUUAUUUCCUUUCACGUGAGCUGUUCUUUUUUCUCGGAAGUGUAUUACCUCAAAACCUGUGCUGGGGUCAGAUCAGAAGCCCCGGUCGCCACAUUCCCGCGGGGGGCGGCCCUGGGGUCCCGCCCAGGCUUCUGCUGUGCUUCAGCUGCUUCCGCGCCGGGAGUCUGGCGGGACCCGGGCCGCCUCCCCGGAUGACCGUUCCCCGGGGCGCCGGCCCCAGCGGACAGGUUGCUGCGUGCUGCACGGGGCCCUGGGAGAUCGCACAGCGCCCGAGAGCAGCUCUAGGUGCGGGUCACCUGCCCGGGCGCCUCUGACUCUUCCAUGGAGCCCAUCAAACACGUGUCCUUAAAUCAUAAACGUGAGAAUGCUAGUUGCGGUAUUUCUUCGUGGAAAAAAAUCGCCUCACAGUAUGCCCUGGGAAGCUCUCUCAGCUUCCAGUUCAUACUCCGAUCUUCAGUCUCAGCUGGUGAACUGACUUUGUACUUUGGUGACUGGGAACUUUGGUUUCCAAUUUAAUUUAACUGAAGUUUGCUGCUGACAUGUUGAGUUUGUUCUUUAAACAAAAAUCUCCACGUCUGUCCUUCCUCCUGUUUUAGAAGAGCAGACCUACUAGUGAAUGUACUAACGAAAUGCAUCUAUUUCAGAGCUGACUUUAAAAGUUUAAAUUUAGUUUUUUCCUUAUAAGCUGUGAAUAUGAGUAUGCCAGCAGUAUGCGCUAUAACUGUCACAGUAUUUACAUAAAUUUCACCGUCUCUGCAAGUCCAGGCCUCUUUGAAGUCUAUAAAAACUUGUUUUGAAAUAUAGUCUCUACCUAUGGACAUAACAAAAAUGCCUUUUUGCAAGAUAAAAAAUUUAUUACUUUGAUUACAAAAGGUAUCCUUCCCUGGUUUCAGCAAUGAGAGGAAAUGUAAUGAUUAUUUUAAUAUUUCUAUUAAACGUGUUGCACUGUUAUGCCCGCUCCAUCUUCUAUUAGCCGAGGUCUCCUGGGCAUUUUGAGUUGCUUUAUGAAGUGAAUCUUCGGUUCCUUCUCUGCUGUCUUUACCAGUUGGGACCUCGGACCCUGCGUGCUUGGAGGAACGCAGGUCGCGCUUUGGGUCCGUGGUGCCUGCCGCGUCUGACACUCACCUUCCGGCUGAAACUCAGGCCACCUUGGCCUUUCCGUGGGCACCUCUCAAGCUCUGGCCUCUGUGGUGUGCGGGUUUCUUGUACAGCGAACUCUGCUUAUGCUGCAAACAGCGUGAGUGGAGACUUACAUCCCUUUAGGCAGCAGUGGACUGCUCGCGCGCGGCGCCGCGCCCUUUACCCCACGUUAGCCAGCGAUGAAUCCAAGGGCUCCCGCGAGGGUACAAACAGCGUUGCUGUUCGGUAAACAGAGCACACAGAAAUGCUCGCGUGUGAUUAAAUAGGAACGUGGUGGUGGCACUUGGUGCAAGACUGUUGUGUUUUGAUUUGGUGUCUGAAAAUCAGCUGUGGCUUCGGCAUAAGCCCAGGAGGACAACCUGUCACAACUUUGCGGUGUCUUUGGGCUGCUUUUCACCCAUGAGUGUUAAAAAGCGUUUGGUUGCUUAUGUAUUUGGCUGUAUAGAGAAGGGAAAUGUUUUUCACCUGCAUUCAAAAUGUGAGUACAUGGGAAGAGAAUCAAGUUCUGACAUUCAGGUUAUUACGGUUGAAAAAAAUAGAAAGGCUCCUGUGAGUCGAACGCUGACUAUGGUGAGGAAACGUGAUUUCGGGUUCAGUAAUGCAGGUGACCACCUGGUUUCCUUGGAGGAUGGGCCCACUCCCACCCACCUCUCCAGAGUCCGCCCUCACCCCUCCUCUCUGAGGACGGUCACCGCCCCUUCUCCACACACACCAUACAGAUGCAGGGAGGCCCAGCCAUGGUCACCUGGACCAGGUGCAGGGCCCUACCCGAGCCAGACCACCUAGAUUCUCUCAGGGUGAGGACUUGGGACCGAGACUCAAGUCAGCAUGUCUGUGCACCCCGGAUCGAGACGUGUAAACGCAGGGGCUCCGGACGCCCCGAAGGAGCGGGGAAAGCCCACCAAAGCCCAGCGCAAAGAAGGCUAAGCUGACGCGCAGAGGUCGCGGAAGCCUGGGGCAAGAGUUCCGGGGCCUUCAGUUAACAAUAUGGAAUGAGCUCGUGAUGUUAACGUUCAAACAGAAAAAAAAAAAAAAAUUGAACAAAACAAAGCAGACGUUCUAAUCUAGGAAGCUCAGAAUUUAAUGGUGUCUCUGAAAAUAAAAGAAAUAGAAAUUUUCAAAGAAAUAUUGCAAGAAAGCUUUGUGCAACUAAAAGACAAGUUCAAAAUAAAGGGCUGAUCAAAGAUCCAGUAGAGACAGUCCCAACUUCCGACGGGUCGACUUAAGAUUUUUUGACUUUUUGAUGGUGCGAAAGUGAUACCUGUUCAGUAGAAACCGUACUUGGAAUUAUGACUCUGGUCACCCCGCGACCAGAGGGGUGAACAGUCGGUACACUGACAACCGUUCUGCUUUCACUUUCAGCGGAGAAUUCAACAAGUUACGUGAGAUAGUAAACACUCUGUUAUAAAACAGGCUUCGUGUUAGAUGAUUUUGCCCAACUGCGGGCUGUCGUAAGUGUUCUGAGCAUGUUUAAGGUGGGCUGGGCUACGAUGCUUGUGGGGUCAGGUGUACUAAACGCAUUUUCCACUUUCAGUGGGUUUAGUGGAACAUAGCCCCAUGGUAAGUGGAGGAAGAUCUGUCCAUGAAUGAAACAGGAAUAUCGAUGUAAAUUUUUAGGAGAAAAAGAGGCUCCUAAAAGGUUUCCAAAGAGAAAAAAAACAAGUCACAUACGCAGGACACAGGAGGGAAAGGGGAGCUGCAUCAGGCCUCUCGACAGCAGCACUGCACACCUCAAGGCACUGGAGAAAUUCCUUCAAAAUUCUGAGGAAACAUGAUUUCCAGCCUGGAAUUCUGUAAACACAAGCUCUCGGUUAGUUAAGUGGAAAGAGAAAGACAUUUUCAGAUCCUUAAGAACUGGAAAAAAAAAAAAAAUUACUUCCCACGUCCUUUCUAAGGAACCUUU